Messenger RNA from Ceraceosorus guamensis, 1718 nucleotides. RefSeq lists its product as hypothetical. Bases 174 to 1574 code for a protein of 466 amino acids. The transcript is spliced from 4 exons. The record is from RefSeq and is a predicted model, not a curated record. Gene Ontology annotation, biological process: RNA methylation; siRNA processing; piRNA processing. Gene Ontology annotation, cellular component: nucleus; cytoplasm. Gene Ontology annotation, molecular function: RNA methyltransferase activity; O-methyltransferase activity. NCBI's taxonomy places the organism in Eukaryota, Fungi, Basidiomycota, Exobasidiomycetes, Ceraceosorales, Ceraceosoraceae.
CACUGCCACACCGCACCUUCAGAGCAAGCAAGCAUCACGAAUGGCUAGAUUCUCUUGACGUCGAAUGAGGAGCAAAACGCAGCUCAAGCUUGAGGCUGCACGCCGUCAGUCACAGUCAUGGUCACCUUUGAUCCGCCCUUGUGGCUGCAGGUGGGUGUGGUGGUGGUGGGGGAAUGCAUGCAGGCAUGGCCGCGGUGCUGUGCCAUUCAAGAUUAACACUCCAGACUCAUCCGCAGCGACAAGCUUGGAUCCUCGAACUGCUGCGCAAACAUCAACCAAGCUCGAUCGUCGAUAUCGGCUGCGGCGAAGGCACCCUGCUCUCCGCCCUUUGCCGACCACCGCUGCAACGAGACGUCUUUCCACUGCACCGUCUUCCCAGCCUGACUCGUGGCGCUUGUCCUCUGCCAUCGCACCACUGGAUCUACUCGGAUGCAGACCUGAGCUGCUUGACCUCGCUCAUCGGCGUCGACAUCGAUGCGCGCGCUCUCGCAGCCGCAAGGACAGCUAUAUUGGCUGCGCAAGGGUAUCGCCCCAUGCCUCGUUGGAUGCCCUUCACUGUUCACUUGCUACACGGCACCUUCGAGACGCUGGACCAUAGACUCGUCGGCUGCGAUGCCAUCGUCGCGACAGAAGUCAUCGAGCACCUCGCAGACAUCAGCAAAUUUGCGCCGAUCCUAUUGGGCAUGUACAAGCCCAAGUUGCUCAUCAUCACCACGCCAGACUACAAUUUCAAUCUCAACUUCCACCCCGAAUGGGAGAAUGCAACCUCUCAAGCAGGAGGCUUUCCUGAUCCUACAGGUCGAACUGACCGACGCUUCCGACACGACGAUCACAAAUUCGAAUGGACAUCACAGGAAUUCCAGCAUUACUGCGAGGGUGUGGCCUCUGAGCACGGUUACACCGUCAGCUUCGGCGGCGUGGGGUCCGUGGGGUUCCAUUCCAGUGAGGGCAUCACAUUCGCAACUCAAGGCGCUACGUUCGAGCGCAACGAUCAUUCCACCCUGCGAACCAGGCUACAGCACGGCGCGUCGAGCAUUGGCCCGUCCGAGCGUCAAUCGACUGCACCACAUUACGAAACAGGUCGCGACUUGGCGACCUUUUGGACGCGACACUUCGAUUCGCAUACCCAGCAAUCCAUCUGUCACGAGGAGCAAGAACCCCUUUGCGCGUAUCCUGAUAAAGUGGAAAAGUUGCGCGUCGUCAAGUCCGCAGUGUUGCAGUUCUGUGCCGAAGAGGCCGAAGCACCCGUCCUGAGCACAAAAGCUUCUCAUGCCACAGCAUCCCGUCUGCUUCUUUGGAGCGUAUGGAUUGACGACCACGUUCGCGAGCUGUGCGGAGGGCGAAUGGGUGUGCUCAUCGACGCGUUGCAGCUGCUCCCGUCGUCAGAACUCGGACGUCUGGAUUUUCAAUCACAGCCCAAUCACAUUGUGAUCGCCUCAGAUGGUGACCACUUGCAUCUGAUCAUCGCACCCUUGGGCGAAGGAGAUGAAGAAAAUUUCGACUUGUGGUUAUACUGCUCGGGGCCGGCUCAGACGCCUACAGCAGCGUCAGAGUGGACCUAUGGGACUGACUGAGCGGGAAUUGCUCUUGUCCACAUCACAGACGGAGUCUUCCAAUGUUCCAAUAGAGCAGAUUCCAAAAUGUACUGGCCUGCAUUGUGAAGCUCGCUGACACGCGUGCAAAUCACGAGCCUGAAAAAAUCAAUGCCUGACACAAAG